Messenger RNA from Arabidopsis lyrata subsp. lyrata, 1200 nucleotides. RefSeq lists its product as uncharacterized. The transcript has a single exon. NCBI's taxonomy places the organism in Eukaryota, Viridiplantae, Streptophyta, Magnoliopsida, Brassicales, Brassicaceae. The coding region runs from base 287 to 1003 and encodes 238 amino acids. The record is from RefSeq and is a predicted model, not a curated record.
GGGGAUAAUCAGAAUUGAAUAGGUAAAAUUAGUCGGAAAAAAACCCCUUCUUUUUUCUUCUUCUAGUUGCUUUUAAGAUUAUGUGAGUGUAUAUGAAAGUCUGUUAUAAUCUUUCGGGCGAAGAGGGGAAUAUUGUUACGAUAUUUGAGAAUUGAGAUACGUAAAGUAUCUCGUUACGUUGCAAUAGUUUAUUAGAAAAGCCUUUCGUUUAAUCAUCCAAACAUUUAGCUAGUUAUAUUAUCCUUAAACUAAUAACGUAUCAUCGCAUGAAAAAUUUACAAGCAAAAUGACAAGGUCUCUUUGUACUUCUUGUGGUCUCAGGAGCAGAUACUGCCAAUGUCAUCUGCAAAAUUCAACUGCCCCAAACGCAAAUGCAAACAGUGACAACGGAGAAAGAGCGUUCAAGCUUACACCAGCCUCCUUCUGCGUUUUCUACCUCCUAUACACUCUCGCAAUGUUUGGAUUCUUCCUCAUCUUAUAUAUGGGUGCAGUCUUUCCCGACUACAUCCUAAAAGGGGUUUGUAACUUGGAGGUCUUUGCUGACUCCUUCUCCAUUUCAAACGCCUCAAACGCAAACGCAACCGCUGAUUGGAACGUCGGGUUUACAACAAGGAAUCCAGGUAACGGAUGUAAAGUCUCUCUCCGCACCAUCAAAUCGCGAUUGCUCCGCGGAAACAAGCUUCUCUCCGAGUCAUCCACUCCUGAUUAUUUCGGUUUACUGGUAACCGGAAAACUCAAUGAUGUACCGGUUCCUUAUGCGGUUUUCAAAACGGUUGCAACGCCCCGCAAAGGCGUGGUUUGGGAUAUCCGUGUCGAAGUCGUAACUAGCGUUAAGAUAAACGGUCGAGCCGGUCAUGGAGAUGGUUUCUUGAUCGUGACUUGCCGCGAUAUACCGGUAAAUUUCACGGCAGAUCCGACUGGAAAUGUGAAUGGAUCGUUGAUCGGAUAUAUGAGGCCGUGUGAGUAUUUAGUUCAGGAGGAGUAUACGGACCCAUCCUUUUAGAGUUUCUCUUCGAUCAUGCAUCUAUCUCUCUCUCUUUUACAAGUGCUUGGCGUUAGGGUUAGUGAAUUUGUUUCUUUCUUUCUAAAACAUUUUAAAUGUUAUUCAAUAAUAAGAUAGCUAGGAGUCUAGGACUAUCACAGAUCAUUAUAUUGUAGCUAUUUUUUAUUGCCAAUGGACAAAUCCAUAUAAUUGUGCGA